This is a messenger RNA of Penicillium expansum, 1464 nucleotides long. Its product is annotated as putative MFS transporter. NCBI's taxonomy places the organism in Eukaryota, Fungi, Ascomycota, Eurotiomycetes, Eurotiales, Aspergillaceae. Gene Ontology annotation, cellular component: membrane. Gene Ontology annotation, biological process: transmembrane transport. The transcript has 4 exons. The record is from RefSeq and is a predicted model, not a curated record. Gene Ontology annotation, molecular function: transmembrane transporter activity. Bases 1 to 1464 code for a protein of 487 amino acids.
AUGUCUCCCGACUUCGAAUCAAGUCAACUACCGUCAAAACAAGAUGUACCAGUCACUAUUGCGAGUGUUGACAUCGACCCUCGAGCAGAGCGCGCAUUAGUAUGGAAAUUUGACCUUCGACUACUUCCUGUGUUGGCCAUCAUGUAUCUGUUCAACAGCCUGGACAAGUCUAAUUUGGGCAAUGCUAAGACAGCUGGCCUUGAAGAGACACUCUCCCUGAAGGGAAAUCAGUACAAUCUUCUGCUUAGCAUCUUUUUCGUCCCGUACGUCCUAACUGCACCCUUCCUCGGUCUUUUGGGGAAGAAAUAUGGACCGAACAUUGUUCUACCCUGCAUGAUGCUUGCCUUCGGUAUUUGUACGAUUCUUGUGGUCACAGUUUUCAACUUUAGCGGUCUCUUCGCCAUUAGGUGGUUUUUGGGUAUGGCAGAGAGCGCAUUCUUUCCGUUGGUGAUCUAUUACCAAACAACUUUCUAUCGCCGGGGUGAGCUAGCUCGCCGGCUCGCCAUUUUUUAUGCGGCUCAAACCAUUGCCUCUGCCUUCUCGGGCUUGCUGGCAUUUGGGAUUUUCCGCAUCAACACGGGUCCAUUGGCGCCUUGGAGGUAUCUCUUUUUGAUCGAAGGUGCAGGAACUGUUCUCUUUGCACUAUUCGCACUGUGGUAUCUACCUCGGUCGGCCUCAGAGGCAAGUUUUCUGACACCUGAAGAGAAAGAACUCGCAUACCUUCGUUUGCAAAUUGAUAGUUCUUCUGUGGUUAAUGAAAAGCUCGACAUCCGGGAUGCGUUUCAAGUGUUUAAACACGGGACUAGUUGGGUUAUUUUAGGCAUUCAAAUUUGCCUAGGUGUUCCCUUGCAGGCAGUUCAGCUAUUCCUUCCUGUGAUAAUACAGCGCCUUGGGUAUAGUACCGUGAAAACCAACCUAUUCACUGUGGCCCCCAACAUCUCAGGCGCUGCAGUCCUCCUCAUCCUGGCGUUCAGCAGUGACUGGACGAGAUGGCGAUUCCCAUUCAUUGCACUCGGCUUUUUAUUCACAUUCGUGGGGUUCGUGAUUUAUGCGACUAUCGAUGUUGAGCAUGAUAUAAAUGUAGCCUAUUUUGCUUCAUUUCUGAUGACUUGGGGCACCUCUGCACCUUCUGUUCUUCUCGACACUUGGUAUAAUAACAACACUGCCAAUGAAGGGCGUCGUGUGGUAUUAACGAGUAUUGCUGUCCCGUUGGCCAACUUGAUGGGGGUUGUCAGCUCGAACAUCUUCCGCAAGCAAGAUGCACCUGAAUACCUUCCUGCCUUAAUCACCACGGCCUCAUUUGGCGGGGUUGGUAUUGUCUUGACAAUCUGUCUGGGGCUUUGGAUGAUUGCGGAUAAUAGGAAAAGGGACCGAUUGCAAGGUGUUCAUAUCAAGGCAAGGGAUAUCCCUACAGAAUAUCUCAAGGACGGGCCUGCCUGUGAUAACUUCCGCUGGUUUUAUUGA